CCUCGCCCCGCUCGCCGCCCCAGCGCCGGCCCCGGCCGUCGGCAGGAGGAGAUGCGAUGACAACGACCGCCCUGCAGAAAGCCAUUGAUUUGGUCACCAAAGCCACCGAGGAGGAUAAAGCAAAGAACUAUGAAGAGGCCCUGCGGCUGUACCAGCAUGCGGUGGAGUACUUCUUGCACGCCAUCAAGUACGAUGCGCACAGUGACAAGGCCAAGGAAAGCAUCCGGGCAAAGUGCGCCCAGUACCUGGACCGGGCCGAGAAGCUGAAGGACUAUUUGCGGAACAAGGACAAGCAGAGCAAGAAGCCCGUCAAAGAAGCCCAGAAUGACAGCAAAGGGAGCGACAGUGACAGUGAGGGUGACAACCCAGAGAGGAAGAAAUUGCAAGAGCAACUGAUGGGUGCCAUUGUGAUGGAGAAGCCCAACGUGCGGUGGAACGAUGUGGCUGGGCUGGAGGGAGCCAAGGAGGCGCUCAAGGAAGCCGUCAUUCUGCCCAUCAAAUUCCCCCACUUGUUCACAGGUAAGCGCACUCCCUGGCGAGGGAUCCUCCUCUUCGGCCCUCCUGGCACCGGGAAGUCCUACCUGGCCAAAGCCGUGGCCACCGAGGCCAGCAACUCCACCUUCUUCUCCAUCUCCUCUUCGGACUUGAUGUCGAAGUGGCUGGGGGAGAGUGAAAAGCUGGUGAAGAACCUCUUUGAGCUGGCCAGGCAGCAUAAGCCUUCCAUCAUCUUCAUCGACGAGGUGGACUCCUUGUGCGGCUCCCGCAACGAGAACGAGAGCGAGGCGGCCCGCAGGAUCAAGACGGAAUUCCUGGUGCAGAUGCAGGGCGUGGGCAAUGACAAUGACGGCACGCUGGUCUUGGGCGCCACGAACAUCCCCUGGGUGCUGGAUGCGGCCAUUCGGCGAAGGUUUGAGAAACGCAUUUACAUCCCUCUUCCCGAGGAGCCGGCCCGGGCCCAGAUGUUUAAGCUGCACCUGGGCAACACGCCCCACAGCCUGACGGAGGCCAACAUCCACGAGUUGGCCCAGAAGACGGACGGCUACUCGGGGGCCGACAUCAGCAUCAUUGUGCGCGAUGCCCUCAUGCAGCCGGUGCGCAAGGUGCAGUCCGCCACGCACUUCAAAAAGGUCCGGGGCCCAUCCCGCACGAGCCCCGGUGUGCUGGUCGAUGAUCUGCUGACCCCGUGUUCGCCGGGAGAUCCUGGGGCCGUGGAAAUGACGUGGAUGGAGGUGCCUGGGGACAAGCUCCUGGAGCCCGUGGUCUGCAUGUCGGACAUGCUGCGCUCGCUGGCCACCACCCGCCCCACCGUCAACUCAGAGGAUCUCCUGAAGGUGAAGAAGUUCACGGACGACUUUGGCCAAGAGGGUUAACGUGACGCCCGUGGGGAGCAGUGGUGAUGGGGGGGCAGCCGGGGGGGCCGUUGCCACAGCCCUGCGCACCAGAGGCCCUUUGCGCUGACAGGAGACUGUGCCAAGCGGAGGAUCACAGCCGGCUUCAUACUCUGCCUGUCUCCACUCGGGGAAUGGAGGAGGAGGAGGAGGAGGAGGAGGAGAUGGUGGAAGGACCCCUGUGGCUCUGCUGGACGACGGACACAGAGGGGACCCGGCCGGCCCAGCCUGGCUCUCCCCAUCAGGACAUGCCUGCCUUCACGGUUGCUCUUUUUCUUUUUCAAUUACUGCUGCUUCGUUUUGUGUUUAUACAAAUAAAACAGUCCGCCCCCGCCCCCGGCCCUUUUCCUGAGGCCCCGCCCUGCCUGCGUGGAACCGAGGGGCCGUGCUCGCUGCCUGCCGCCCCAAAGGAACGGCUGGACUGGCUCCCCCCAAGCCGUCGCUCGCUUGGGGACGCCUGGGGGGCUGCUACAACGCCAGGCUUGAGCUGAACUUUGAAGAGAAGACCCCCCUCCCCUUCGCUCUCCGUCAGGGAGGGAAGCCCUCCGGACCCCCAGCAAGGCUUUGCAGAUGCUCAGGUCCCUAACCUUCCGCCGCUGAGGCCCUGGAGCAGCCACUGUUGCCCAGAGAACCAGGCCAAGCGCUGGCCUCGGGCCUGGCCUCGUUGCCCCCCUUCCACGUGCCCUGGCCGUGUGCGCGUGUUGCAGGAGCUUAGACAGGGGGGGCAGCUGCUGCUGCUGCUGCUUCAAGCCCCUUGGCCGCCAUCUCUUCAGUGCUGCCGCAGCUCCUCCCACACCAAGAUGGGUUCCUGCAGAGUGACGCAUCUGAGCGCUGGUGCAUGGAGCUGGUCGGGGCUGAGGGAGACAUGCGCACGAUCCCGAGGCGGGGGGGCGGGGUAGGAGGAUCUGUCCACCCUCCCCAUGGCUCCCACACCUCGGCACGCUUGGCUUGUUGGCGCCUCCCUUCUGCAAACGCCUCGUUUCAAAACCCACGCCAGGGCCAGGAGGGGAGUGGGAGGGCCUCUCCCUUUGGAUCCCAUCAGCCUCGCUGGAUGGCUGUUUGCACCACGAAGGAGCCGGGCUGGGGCUGCUCACACAACCACCUCAGCAGGGAGGGGGGGGUUUGCUUCUCGGGAGAGAAAGUGCGGACUUGUAACUUUGCACCAAAGCCAUCCCUCUCUCUCUCUCUCUCUCUCUCUCUGGCCCGGGAGCGGCUCGCCUGCCCUUCAGUCUUGUCUUGGUACUACUGAGGGAAGCUGGCUCGGGAGCGCCUGGUGUUUGGCCUCCGGGCACCUUGUGGCCACCUCUGAGAACCUCUAGCUGUCAAUGGGUGGGGCGGGGGGCGAUUGCCAGCUCAGCUGCCCACCCUUUCUGAUCACGUGUAGAUAAUUUUGAGUUGAUUCCUGUGUGGGGAAGGAGACAAUAUGUGGAAAAAUAAAGUGUUGGAAAAGAGGGUUUGAAA
Molecule: messenger RNA, 2849 nt
Organism: Elgaria multicarinata webbii
Lineage: Eukaryota; Metazoa; Chordata; Lepidosauria; Squamata; Anguidae
Gene: VPS4A
Product: vacuolar protein sorting 4 homolog A
Exons: 11
Coding region: 57-1370 (437 amino acids)
Biological process (GO): vacuole organization; endosomal transport
Molecular function (GO): ATP binding; ATP hydrolysis activity
Source: RefSeq, a predicted model, not a curated record